AGUUAUGGGCUGUUUCCUUGGAGCCCAAGUAACAAUCGCAGCAUGCGCUGGCGUCUACUGUCUAGAAUCUACGAAACAUUUUGAGCUCAUGUUUAAAACUCGAACAGGGAAAGUCAAUUUGGGCUUAAGCUAAACACAUUUAAAGAUGUCCGAUAUUAACUUGGCUGCCUUCGACGCUUUUCGACGGGAUCUGGCCCGCAUACAAAAGACUUUCAGCUCGUACACACAAACGGAUUUCACGCAAGAGGUUGGCACAAGCACCGAUUCGGAGCAGAGACACCAAUAGCACUCGGUCAAGUGGCAUGGCAACGUCUCCUGAGUCCAAGGAUAACGCGUCAAACAGCUCCGGCUCGAGCCAGCGAAAAAAUUACCCCAGCGAAUGGACGGACGAGAUGAAAGCGGCACUGGAGGUUAAGUCGGAACUGCGAUGGAUGCCAUCCGAGACUAGCAUCCCUAGCAUCAGUUCCCAGCACUCGGCGUCAAUGUCUUCCCAAUCCGAAGAGCGAACGGAAGAAAGCGAAACACUUCAGAGCGGAGACCUGACAUGUAGCUCCUCGCUGCAUGCGACAGACCAAUCAGCCAGCAGUCGAACGAGCAGCAUCAGCACCAUUGGCAGUGCCCAUCUGCCGCUGACGAACUCCCAGACGUCAUCUGACUGCACCGCAGAGAGCAGCCAUCAAACCACAUCGGAGGAUGACUCCAGUCUGCAGUCCAGCGACUCCAGCGGCAGCGUGCAGACGAUCUACGCAUCAGACCCCAACAAUUUCCUGCGUGAAAUGUAUGUGCCAGUCGACCCGAGAGCCUUUGCGUACCAGCUGGAGCCAGUACGCUGGGAUCUGCGCCCACUGCUGGCCUGCGAGAUGGCACCUGGAGGCAGUUAUGGAGAAGUCUUCUAUCUGAUCGGCUACCACUACAUGUGGUAGGACUGUCUGCGAGUCGAGCUUCCAAUAGACAUUCCAAAAUUCCCAAUGCCAA
Drosophila subobscura is the source of this 975-nucleotide messenger RNA. RefSeq lists its product as uncharacterized. The transcript has 2 exons. Bases 146 to 286 code for a protein of 46 amino acids. The record is from RefSeq and is a predicted model, not a curated record. NCBI's taxonomy places the organism in Eukaryota, Metazoa, Arthropoda, Insecta, Diptera, Drosophilidae.